AGGAUUUUUCCUAACUUCGGUGGUGAAGAGGUUGUUAAGCGGUUCAGUUCCAGUUCUGAACAGUUAUGCCUGAGCCUUCUAAAUCUGCACCAGCUCCUAAAAAGGGGUCUAAGAAAGCUAUAACUAAGGCGCAGAAAAAGGAUGGGAAAAAGCGCAAGCGCAGCCGCAAGGAAAGUUACUCUAUCUACGUUUAUAAGGUGUUGAAGCAGGUCCAUCCUGACACCGGGAUCUCAUCCAAGGCGAUGGGUAUUAUGAACUCCUUCGUCAACGACAUCUUCGAACGCAUUGCUGGGGAAGCUUCUCGCCUGGCGCAUUACAACAAGCGCUCGACCAUCACGUCCAGGGAGAUCCAGACGGCCGUGCGCCUGCUGCUGCCCGGGGAGCUGGCCAAGCACGCGGUGUCCGAGGGCACCAAGGCCGUCACCAAGUACACCAGCUCUAAAUAGACGGGCUUGCGUAGGUUUUUCUUAAUUCAAAGGCUCUUUUCAGAGCCACCUACUUUCUCGGAAGAGAGCUGUAAUUGCGAUCAUUGUGCAUAAGAGAGAAAAGCUGAGGUACUUAAAGACCAAGUUAAACUGACAAAUUUUUUCUGCUGCCCUAGCUCCCUCCGAAAAAGCUGUUUUAACUUAAUUAAACUCGUAUUUUCAGUGUUUGAUGCAAUCCUUGGGAUUUUUAUUUAUUUAUACUCGAGAACGCUCUUUCUCUCCUGCGUCCCAGCACUUUCCUAGUGGUGACUGGAAGGUCCCUGGAGAAUAACGGAGUGGUUAAGACGUUUCCGUGCGUAGUUACCCCUGAGAGCGUGGUUAGCCAGGCUCUUGCCCCAAGAGUGAGGAGGAGGAGGAUGUCGGGUCGUUUUCGCCCGAAACAUGAACUCAAGAUGUCAGACGUGGCUGCCUGCAUUGGGGCACAGAUGAUACAUGUCUAAAUCUGAGAAGAGGGACUAUAUGAAAGAGAUCAUGGUGGCAGGAUUGCAGGAAGACUCAUUAGCCACUGGUAAUAUGCAGAUGAUACAACCUUGCUUGCUGAAAGCGAAGAGGACUUGAAGCUUUUACCAGUGAAAGUCAAAGACUGCAGCCUUCAGUAUGGAUUACAUCUCAACAUAAAAAAACAAAAAUCCUCACAACUGGACCAAUAAGCAACAUCAUGACAAAUGAAGAAAAGAUUGAAGUUUUCAAGGACUUCAUUUUAUUUGGAUCUACCAUCAACACCCAUCGAAGUAGCAGUCAAGAAAUCUAACCACAUAUUGCAUUGGGCAAUUCUGCUGUAAAAGACCUCUUUCAAGUGUUAAAAAGCAAAGAUGUCAUUUUGAGGUCAAAGGUGCACCUGACCCAAGCCAUGGUAUUUUCAGUCACCUCAUAUGCAUUUGAAAGCCGGACAAUGAAUAAGUAUGACUGAAGAAGAAUUGACACCUUUGAAUCAUGGUGUUGGUGAAGAGAGUACUGAAUAUACCAUGGACUGACAAAAGAAUGAACAAACCUCUCUUGGAAGAAGUACAGCUAGAAUGCUCCUUAGAAGCAAGGAUGGCGAGACUUCUCACAUACUUUGGAUAUGUUAUCAGGAGGGACAGUGGCUGGGGAAGGAUGUCAUGCUUGCUAAAGUACAGGCUCAUUGAAAAAGAGGAAGACCCUCACUGAGGUGGAUUGACACCGUGGCUGCAACAAUGGGCUCAAGUAUAACAAAGAUUGUGAGGAUGGAGCAGGACUGGGCAGUGUUUCACUCUGUUGUACAUAAGGUCUCUAUGAAUCAGAGCCGACUCGACGGUGCCUAACAGAAACAUGUCUAAAUGAGUUUUUUUUUUUUUUAAACUUCCUGGAAAAAUAAUGCCUGCUUAUUAUUUAAAAAAAAUAGUAAUAACCACUACACAUAAUUGUAAAUAAACAAAUAAAAGUCAAUGGACAUUCCAUCAUCCAGGACUUUUUGUCUGCUUCCAUUGGCAUUUUCAUGUUGCCAAGUUCUCCAGCACACAGUCAGGGAUAUAUGAGGCAAGAAGAAAACAGAGAACUCACCACCCUGUUGUCCUGAGGUUCCUAGCUGGUCUGAUUUCUCUUUACCUUUCAGAUUCCUUUUACCUUCAUUUCAUAUAAAAUUAGGGCAAGGAAUAGGAAUUCCUUGGAUGGUGCAGAUGUUUAAGUGUACAGCUACUGAUUGAAAGGUUGGUGGUUCCAACACACCCAGAGGUGCCUAGGAAGAAAGGCCUGGUGAUCCACUUCUAGCUCAUUGCCGUAAAAACCCUAUGGAGUACAGGUCUGCUCUGGAACACAUGAGGUUGCCAUGAGUUCCAAUACACUGGACUGAAACUGCAAAGGGUGAGGUAAUAAGGGGAAGUAAGGCAUUCCACCUUGGUCCAGAAUCAGAAGUCAAACAUCUGGCUCGAGACUUUUGAAAUAAUUCUUAUUCAUUGUUUCUAAGAAAACAAUAUAAAAAGACAAAAUGACUAUUUUUAGAUGAAUUUCACAAAGAACACAUUCUGCGUAUGAAUAGCCUUUUAUACUCAAUAAAUAUAAAUAAAAUUGGAUGUUGUUAUGAGCUCUGCUAAGUGAAAGGUUGGUGGUUUGAACUCACCAGCCAUUCUGUGGAAGAAAGAUGUGGCAGUCUGCUUCCAUAAAGAAUCCAGCCUUGGAAACCCUAUGGGGCAGUUCUACUCUGUCCUACAGGGUGGCUAUAAGAUGACGUAGGCAUAUAGAUGGCAGCAGGAGACAGCAUGGGGGCCUUCCCAACCACAGAGUGAGAAAGCUGAGUGCCUUUGGGCAGAGACUGAAGGCCAGGGAAAGGCAUAUCUGUGAGCACUGCUGGGAAGAGGCUUUCCUAAUGGAAGAACUGUAUUGUUAGUGUUCCUGAACCUGAACUGUAACCUCUUACUUCUGUAAUAAACCCUAUAAUCAUGA
This is a messenger RNA of Loxodonta africana (African savanna elephant), 2885 nucleotides long. Its product is annotated as histone H2B type 1-B. The transcript has 2 exons. Gene Ontology annotation, cellular component: nucleosome. Gene Ontology annotation, molecular function: structural constituent of chromatin; protein heterodimerization activity; DNA binding. The coding region runs from base 66 to 446 and encodes 126 amino acids. The record is from RefSeq and is a predicted model, not a curated record. Lineage: Eukaryota; Metazoa; Chordata; Mammalia; Proboscidea; Elephantidae.